This is a messenger RNA of Trypanosoma cruzi, 4560 nucleotides long. RefSeq names its product trans-sialidase, putative. The coding region runs from base 1 to 4560 and encodes 1519 amino acids. NCBI's taxonomy places the organism in Eukaryota, Euglenozoa, Kinetoplastea, Trypanosomatida, Trypanosomatidae. The record is from RefSeq and is a predicted model, not a curated record. The transcript has a single exon. Gene Ontology annotation, molecular function: exo-alpha-sialidase activity.
AUGCUCCCACGUGUUGCCGCUGUGAAGGCACCCCGCACACACAGUUGUCGCCGCGUGACCGGAUCCAGCGGAAGGAGGAGGGAAGGAGGAGAGAGUGAGCCGCAGAGGCCCAACAUGUCCCGGCGUGUGUUUGCUUCCGCGGUGCUGCUCCUCCUUUUUGUGCUGACGUGCGCCGCUGGGUCUGUGCAGGCCCAAAACUAUGGAACAAGAGUGGACGAUUCCUAUGGAAGACACAGUUUGGAGCAGUCGCCAAGGGAGUAUCCAGUCGCAAACACAGCGGCCGCUGGCCACAUUUUCCGCAAUCCCCAUCUUGUGAAUGUGGACGGGAUGCUCCUGGCCAUUGUUGGAGCUCAGUUCAAUGGAUCUGUGGGGAGCGGGAGUGCGUCCAUGCAGUUGAUGGCACGGAUCAGCGUUGAUGGUGGGAGGACGUGGCGGCCGUACGCGGGGCCAGAAGAUCUUGACGUUUUUGCUGCACGCCUUCACCAGAUGUUGUUUACCACGCCUUACAGACUCUUCGGACCGCUUUUUGCUUUUGUGGAGGGCUACGACUUACGGACUGGGGCCAGAAUUCGGUUUACCGAUGAGCGGGGAGGAAGUGGUGUGGAGCCUGUUAUCCAUUUUCUGGACACAAGGCCUAGACGAAGCGGAGGUUUUUCGAUGAAUUCCGUCUCUAUGAGCAUUCGCCUUCCUUAUCCCCAUAAAUCCGGUGACAUGAUUGGCUUCCUCAACGAUGCCAGUACUCCCAUCACGAAAAUGACGGAUGGCACGCUCGUGUUUCCCGUGCAGUUUCUGACAAUGGGAGGGGACACUGCGUCCACAAUCAUGUACAUGAAUCCCGGUCAACAGCACUGGACCUUUGCGAAAAGCGCGACACAUGCAGGCUGCACCAACCCCAGUAUCCUUGAAUGGGAGGCUGGAAAAAUCAUCAUGAUCACCUCAUGUAAGUACGGUCGCCGAAGGGUGUACGAGUCGACUGACAAGGGGAACACGUGGACGGAGGCUGUGGGGACGCUCUCGCGUGUGUGGAGCAACUCAUUGGCAGGUCUUGGGCUCCACAUUCAGAGUGGACUCAUCACCGCAACUAUUGGCGGAAAGAAGGUGAUCCUCCUCACCCAGCUGGAAUAUCCCAGACACGACAGCAAGGGCGAGAUUCGUCUGUGGCUAACAGACACCAACCGCAUUUACCACGUUGGCCUUUUACCCACUGGGAAUAGCGCAACCUCCAGCUCUCUUUUUUACGCGAAUGAUAAGCUGUAUUGUUUGUACGAGGCCGGUGUUGGAAGCAACUCCGGAGCCUUCUUCCUGGAUCUGGCUUCCGAGCUGCACUGGAUAAGGCAUGCGCUGGAUACUUGGGCCGCGAAGGACAAUGCCUUAAGACUAUGCAGCUCAAUUGCCUCAGGUGCCGCGCUGUCAAGAGGGAACUGUUCUGUUCCUAUCCCCACGGCUGGGCUUGUGGGCCAUUUGGCCGAUAGGCUCCGUAGGGACAAGUGGGAGGACGAGUACCUUGGGGUGAAUGCCGUUGUGAGGGGUGCGGCGAAAAAGGCUCCCAGUGGGUUGACGUUCGAAGGGCAUGACGCAGGGGCCGAGUGGCCCGUGGACAAGCAGUGGCCGACCAGACCGUUCCACUUUGCAAACUAUGGGUUCACUCUUGCGGCAACGGUGUCGAUCCACGAGGUGCCGAAGGGCAUCACUCCCCUGAUGGGCCUGAAGAAAAUGGGGAAGACAACACUCCUGGGACUGUCGUACGAUAAUAAUAUGGAGUGGAGCGUGGAGCAUGAGUUGUUCCCGAAGCAUUUUACCGCAUGGGAGCUGGACAAAACGUAUCACGUGGUGCUCAAAAUGCAUGACGGUGUGGGCUCCGUGUACGUUGACGGGACUCUCCUUUGGAAUAUGAGUCUGAGAAAUUCGUUCAAUGAAGGGCUGGACGCGGUCUCACACUUUUACUUUGGCGCGUACGAUGAGCAGUUGAGCAGCAGAAAAAACCAUGCGACGGUGGCGAACGUCUUUCUGUACAACCGCCCGUUGAAUGAAACUGAGAUUGGCGCCCUUAACGCGAAUAAAGUCACCAUUCCACCUCCGAAAUCAGCAGAGCCCAAACCAGCGGAGCCGAAAUCAGCGGAGCCCAAACCAGCGGAGCCGAAAUCAGCAGAGCCCAAACCAGCGGAGCCCAAACCAGCAGAGCCGAAAUCAGCGGAGCCCAAACCAGCGGAGCAGAAAUCAGCGGAGCCCAAACCGGCGGAGCCGAAAUCAGCGGAGCCCAAACCAACGGAGCCGAAAUCAGCGGAGCCCAAACCAGCGGAGCCGAAAUCAGCGGAGCCCAAACCAGCGGAGCCCAAACCAGCAGAGCCGAAACCAGCGGAGCCGAAAUCAGCGGAGCCCAAACCAGCGGAGCCCAAACCAGCAGAGCCGAAAUCAGCGGAGCCCAAACCAGCGGAGCCGAAAUCAGCAGAGCCCAAACCGGCGGAGCCGAAGUCAGCAGAGCCCAAACCAGCGGAGCCGAAAUCAGCAGAGCCCAAACCAACGGAGCCGAAAUCAGCGGAGCCCAAACCAGCGGAGCCGAAACCAGCGGAGCCGAAAUCAGCAGAGCCCAAACCAACGGAGCCGAAAUCAGCGGGGCCCAAACCAGCGGAGCCGAAACCAGCGGAGCCGAAAUCAGCGGAGCCCAAACCAGCGGAGCCGAAAUCAGCAGAGCCCAAACCAGCGGAGCCGAAAUCAGCAGAGCCGAAAUCAGCGGAGCCCAAACCAGCGGAGCCGAAAUCAGCAGAGCCCAAACCAGCGGAGCCGAAAUCAGCGGAGCCGAAACCAGCGGAGCCGAAAUCAGCAGAGCCCAAACCAGCGGAGCCGAAAUCAGCAGAGCCCAAACCAGCAGAGCCGAAAUCAGCAGAGCCCAAACCAGCGGAGCCGAAACCAGCGGAGCCCAAACCAGCGGAGCCGAAAUCAGCAGAGCCCAAACCAGCAGAGCCGAAAUCAGCAGAGCCCAAACCAGCGGAGCCGAAAUCAGCAGAGCCCAAACCAGCGGAGCCGAAAUCAGCGGAGCCGAAACCAGCGGAGCCGAAAUCAGCAGAGCCCAAACCAGCGGAGCCGAAAUCAGCAGAGCCCAAACCAGCAGAGCCGAAAUCAGCAGAGCCCAAAUCAGCAGAGCCCAAACCAGCGGAGCCCAAACCAGCGGAGCCCAAACCAGCGGAGCAGAAAUCAGCAGAGUCCAAACCAGCGGAGCAGAAAUCAGCAGAGUCCAAACCAGCAGAGCAGAAAUCAGCAGAGUCCAAACCAGCAGAGCCGAAAUCAGCGGAGCCCAAACCAGCGGAGCAGAAAUCAGCAGAGUCCAAACCAGCGGAGCAGAAAUCAGCAGAGUCCAAACCAGCAGAGCCGAAAUCAGCGGAGCCCAAACCAGCGGAGCCCAAACCAGCAGAGCCCAAACCAGCGGAGCCGAAACCAGCGGGGCCCAAACCAGCGGAGCAGAAAUCAGCAGAGCCCAAACCAACGGAGCCGAAAUCAGCGGGGCCCAAACCAGCGGAGCAGAAAUCAGCAGAGUCCAAACCAGCAGAGCCCAAACCAGCGGAGCCGAAACCAGCGGGGCCCAAACCAGCGGAGCCCAAACCAGCAGAGCCCAAACCAGCGGAGCCGAAACCAGCGGGGCCCAAACCAGCGGAGCAGAAAUCAGCAGAGUCCAAACCAGCAGAGCCGAAAUCAGCGGAGCCCAAACCAGCGGAGCAGAAAUCAGCAGAGCCCAAACCAGCGGAGCCGAAAUCAGCGGAGCCCAAACCAGCAGAGCCGAAAUCAGCGGAGCCCAAACCAGCGGAGCAGAAAUCAGCAGAGUUCAAACCAGCGGAGCCCAAACCAGCGGAGCCGAAAUCAGCGGAGCCCAAACCAGCAGAGCCGAAAUCAGCGGAGCCCAAACCAGCGGAGCAGAAAUCAGCAGAGUCCAAACCAGCGGAGCCCAAACCAGCAGAGCCCAAACCAGCGGAGCCCAAACCAGCGGAGCCCAAACCAGCGGAGCCGAAAUCAGCGGAGCCGAAAUCAGCGGAGCCCAAACCAGCAGAGCCGAAAUCAGCGGAGCCCAAACCAGCGGAGCAGAAAUCAGCAGAGCCCAAAACAGCGGAGCCCAAACCAGCAGAGCCGAAAUCAGCGGAGCCCAAACCAGCGGAGCCCAAACCAGCAGAGCCCAAACCAGCGGAGCCGAAAUCAGCGGAGCCCAAACCAGCGGAGCCGAAAUCAGCGGAGCCCAAACCAGCGGAGCCCAACGCCGCGACAUCCUCAGCAAGGGAGGGAACCGCAGGCCAGCCGGCAUCUGCCACAUCUUCCGAUGGACAUGAAGCCGUGACAUCUGUUACAUCUUCAAGCGUCGCCAUUACUGAUGUUGGUGCUUCCUCAUCUGAUGAUGCACAAACGGUGGGGACGGAAGGUGGAGCUGUGAUGCAGGCAGAUCAACCAACCCAAUUCUCUGUGGGCACCCCCGACGCAGCAAAUGCAGCAACACAUAACGCUGAACGCAAGGGACAAGAAGGGCUCCAUCCACAGGUCAAGGAAGCAGAGGCGGCGACACUCAGCAGCAGCCUUUAA